Lycium ferocissimum is the source of this 570-nucleotide messenger RNA. RefSeq lists its product as uncharacterized. Lineage: Eukaryota; Viridiplantae; Streptophyta; Magnoliopsida; Solanales; Solanaceae. The transcript has 2 exons. The coding region runs from base 1 to 570 and encodes 189 amino acids. The record is from RefSeq and is a predicted model, not a curated record.
AUGAAAGCAUUCAUCAAGGUGGAGGCGAAGCAUUUUCAAUCAAUUCAAGUUGCGUUUGUAAAGCCAGAUAAUAAAGCUAAGCUUGAGCACAAAAUUCGUUUAAAGGCUUCAAUUGAGGUGGUGAGACUCCUCUUGAAUCAAGGAUUGGCAUUUCGUGGACAUCGUGAAGAUGAAUCAUCAUUAAACAAGGGUAACUUUCUUGAAAUUCUUUCAUGGUAUGCGAAGCGGUGUGAUAAAAUUAGUGAUCUUGUGUUGAAGAAGGCUCCAAAAAACAAUCAGUUGACUUCUCAUAAAAUUCAAAAAGAUAUUAUCACCGCAUGUAAGUUGGAAACAAUUAAAGCUAUUAUGGAGGACCUAAAUGGUGACUAUUUCUCAUUGCUAGUUGACGAAUCUUGUGAUGUGUCACGUAAGGAGCAAAUGGCAAUUGUUUUGCGAUAUGUUGAUAGAUGGGGAUCUGUGGUGGAACGCUUUAUUGGGAUUGUUCAUGUUCGUAAUACUAGUGCUCUAUGUUUAAAAGAAGCAAUUGUUAACUACCUUGCUCAACAUUCAACAUUCUUUGAGUUUAUCUAA